Prinia subflava (tawny-flanked prinia) is the source of this 2218-nucleotide messenger RNA. RefSeq names its product prolactin releasing hormone receptor (gene PRLHR). Gene Ontology annotation, cellular component: plasma membrane; neuron projection. The coding region runs from base 1184 to 2218 and encodes 344 amino acids. NCBI's taxonomy places the organism in Eukaryota, Metazoa, Chordata, Aves, Passeriformes, Cisticolidae. Gene Ontology annotation, molecular function: neuropeptide Y receptor activity; neuropeptide binding. The record is from RefSeq and is a predicted model, not a curated record. The transcript has a single exon. Gene Ontology annotation, biological process: G protein-coupled receptor signaling pathway.
GACUGAUUUGCAUUUGUUGUCUGGUACAGAAAAGGUUAACAAAUCUAAGGCAGGAAUGAAGAAAAACCCCAAAUAUUUUUGUGUUGCUGCAAUAUUAGUAGCAAUUUGCUGAAAUUCUCUUCAGGUAAACCCUUACAUCUUAACCUAUUUGGAUGCCAAUAUUUCCUUUGAGAUGCUCACACGUGUUAGUUUACUUUUAAAGAUGUGUAAAUCCUACUCAAAAUAGUCAUAGUGGGUGAGCAAACAUUGUAGCACCAGUGGAAAAUAAAUUUAAGUAAAAUAAGAUCCUUUGUGCUACAAGCUAAAAGCACAUUUCUAAUCCUAACUUCACUCACAGAUAUAUAGCUGAGACCCUCUAGUGGCAUAAACAUUUAUUUGCCUUCAGCAUGUGAUUAAAAUUCUAUUUUACAGUCACAUUAUAGCAACAAAAUUACAGGUGGUAUUUUUGGACACUCUGGGGGCUCUGGCAAAGUGAAUCUAGGAUUAGACACUGUGCAGGCUCAUGUUAAUGAAAGUAAAUUGAUUUUUAGCUGUGAGGGGCAAUUAUAGAUGCACUGGAAGGAGAGGCGAAUUUUUGAAAGGAUGUUCUAGAACUAAUUACUACCAGUAAAAAAAAAAAAACAACACACAAAGAGCAACGUAAUACCCAGGGCAGCCAAUGGGGAUAAAAGCUUACACACAAAUCUGUCACAACCUAGUAGUGAAGACUGUUUAAAAACAGUGAUCUCCACUUAGCUUGUAAAUGCGCAUCGCCCUCUUCCUCACUCAUAUAUUCUCUCUCUCUCUCUCUUUCUCUCUCUGACACACACACAGGCUCCUGGAUUUGCAGAAGACAGACAUCUAGGGCACUUCUUGGCAUCCACAGGAAAAUCAUAUGGGAUUAAAAACCCACAGCAGUAAGUACUCACUGCAUUAAAUGUUUAUUAAGUGGCAUGCUGUCAAAAGCUAGAUUUAAUGGUAAAUACAGGAGGACUUAAAUGGGAAUUGGUUGUAUUUGAUUUUUCUUAGGAAUUGCUGAAAGCUGCCUCUCGAGGAUUACAAGUUCACCUUUUGCAUUUACAGCUGCUUGUUUACAAUCCAUGUGGUAACCUCUGGACAGGCAGGAAUCCAUUCAUUAUCCCCACUGAUUGAGAGCAGUGCUAACUACUUCACUCAGCUGACGGCAGGCAACAAAAGGAGGAAAAUGAUGAAUUCGGACAAUUUAACCUCCCAAAGCUUCCUCUCUGCGAUCCACAGCAACACCAGCAGUUUAUUCUCAGGGCUCCAGUUUGUUCAGUCCUUCAAGCCACUCAUCAUCCCCUGCUACUCGCUGGUGGUUUUUAUUGGUGUCAUUGGGAAUUACCUUCUCAUUUAUGUCAUCUGCAAGACAAAAAAAAUGCACAAUGUCACCAACUUUCUGGUAGGCAAUCUGGCUUUCUCAGACAUGCUCAUGUGUGCGACCUGCGUGCCCCUGACCCUGGCCUAUGCCUUUGAGCCCCGGGGGUGGGUUUAUGGGCGCUUCAUGUGCUACUUUGUUUUCCUGAUGCAACCUGUCACGGUGUUUGUGUCUGUCUUCACCCUGACCGUCAUAGCUGUGGACAGGUACUGUGCCACGGUGUACCCGUUCCGCAGGAGGCUCACCAUCCCCAUCUGUGCUUACAUCCUGGCUGCUAUUUGGCUGCUGAGCUGCACUUUGGCUGCCCCAGCCUUGGUCCACACCUACCACGCAGAGUUCCCGGAGCUGGACUUCUCUAUCUGUGAGGAGUUUUGGUUCCACAGGAAAAGAGAUCGCUUGGCUUAUGCCUACAGCACCCUCAUCAUCACCUAUGUACUGCCCUUGGCUGUCAUCUCCCUGUCCUACCUGAGGAUCUCAGUCAAGCUGAAGAACCGUGUAGUCCCAGGCAACGUCACCCAGGGCCAAGCAGAGUGGGACCGUGCCAGGAGGAGAAAGACUUUUCGUUUGCUGGUCUUGGUGGUGGCAGCCUUUGGAGUCUGUUGGCUGCCCCUGCACAUCUUCAACGUGAUAAAGGACAUCGACAUCAGCCUGAUUGACAAGCAGUACUUCAACUUCAUCCAGCUGCUGUGCCACUGGUUUGCAAUGAUGUCUGCUUGUACCAACGCCUUCCUCUACGCCUGGCUCCAUGACAGCUUCAGGGGAGAGCUGAAAAAAAUGUUUGCCUGGAGGAAGAAGAAAAUUGGACCUGCUACAAACUGCAUUAUGGCCAGUGUGGUGCUGUAA